This is a messenger RNA of Salvia miltiorrhiza (redroot sage), 1164 nucleotides long. RefSeq lists its product as uncharacterized. Gene Ontology annotation, molecular function: nucleic acid binding. The coding region runs from base 1 to 1164 and encodes 387 amino acids. The record is from RefSeq and is a predicted model, not a curated record. Lineage: Eukaryota; Viridiplantae; Streptophyta; Magnoliopsida; Lamiales; Lamiaceae. The transcript has 4 exons.
AUGGCUAGAAGGAAUGAUCUUUUUUCCUUUGAGAAGGCUGCCAUCAUCCAAUUUUUCUUGAAGGAAGCCAAAGUGGAAAACCAGCUAGAGGCAAGAUCAAUGCUGCGGUGCAAAACUGGAGUUGUUGCCAACGAACGAUUAGUCGUAUUUGGGCAGCUGCAAAUAAACAAAGAGCAAGUGGUGAGCUUAGAAUUGUCAAAAAGAUCUACCAUUAAAAGGCUAGCAUGUGAGAUUAAAUGCAGUAAAAGCACUGUUGGUAUAUGGAUAAAAUCAGGACUGAUCAUACCUCAUUCAAGUGCAAUAAAACCUGAUCUUACUGCUCCAAACAAGUUGCUUAGGCUACAGUUUUCCUUAGAAGCUCUAGAAUAUGACAGGAUUCUUAGGAGUUUGACAUUUAAAAGUAUGCACAACACAGUCCACAUUGAUGGGAAAUGGUUCUACAUCAUAAAAAGUGCACAGAAGUUCUAUUUGAUUCCUGAAGAGAUAGAACCUCACAGGACAUGCAAGAACAAGAAGUUUAUGUGUGCUGUAUGUAGGCCAGUUUUUGGGGCUGAUGGUGUAUGCUUGUUUGAUGAAAAAAUUGGAAUUUUUCCAUUCAAUAAAUUGGUGCCAGCCAAAAGAAACAGUAAAAACAUGGCUGUAGGUACAAUGGAGUGGAAACCAAUUCAAAGCAUCAUCAAACAAGUAGUGAAAGAUUGCCUAAUCUACAAGAUUAUUCCUGCUAUUAAAGCAAAGUGGCCAGCAAAUGCAAGCAAAACCAUCUAUAUGGCAAUACAAAGCCUCCAAACUGAAUCAAUGUCUACAAAUGUGGAUGGUCUAGUGAAUGUUGUCAUUAACUCACUCAAUGAGUUAAGCCCAACUACUUUGAAUAAAGUGUUUUUAAGCUUGCAAAGCUGUAUGGUUGAAAUUCUGAAAGUUAAGGGGAGGAAUAGAUACAAGAUCCCUCAUUUAGGGAAGGAUGCCUUAAUUAGGCAGGAUAUGCUUCCCCUGAAUCUCCAAGUUCCAAGUGAAUUUGUUAGGGAGUGCAUAUCCUACCUAAUUGACAAUAGAGCAUUGUCAAUUAGUGAUACACUAAUGAAGGAUUUGGGAGUGCAUGCAGGAUGCACAGAUGAGGUUGAGAUGAUGGUGCAUGAACUUCAAAUUCAAAGAACUGAAGUUAUGUGA